AUGUGUAUUAUAUUUAGUUCUCAACUGCCAUCGAACGGACUCGUUAUUAUCGCUCGAGAACAAUCUGAAGGACAAGGUAGACGUGGAACUAAUAAAUGGACAUCUCCAUUAGGUUGUGCUUUGUUUACCAUUUGUUUUGAUGUUCAUUUACAAAGUCUGUUGGGACAACGUUUAUCUUUAUUACAACUUCUAGCAAGUGUUGCUGUUUUACAAGCAAUCGAAAGAACACCUGAAUAUAAUGCGCUAAAUGUUCGAAUUAAAUGGCCAAAUGAUAUUUUCAUAGGAAAUGAUUUUACGAAAUUAGGUGGUAUUCUAGCAACAUCAUCAAUUUGUGGUAAUUUUGCCUCGAUUAAUCUUGGCAUCGGUGUGAAUGUUUUCAACACUCAACCAUCAACAUGUAUCAAUGAUUCGAUUGAUCAACAGAAACCAAUGUUGAACUUGCCUCAUUUUACAACUGAAGAAUUUAUCGGUCGAACAGUUGCUUAUUUGCAACAAUGGGUUUCCCAAUUAUCCCAAUCAAAUAUCCGACAAGCAACGAUUGCCAUACAUAAUUUUUAUCGAUUCUAUGAAUCCCAUUGGAUGCAUCAGAACCAAGAGGUCUUCGUAGACAAAUGGCAAGAAAAAGUAACGAUUAUUGGUAUCGACGAAUAUGGAUUUUUGCGAGUUCGCAAAUCGUCCAAUGGAGAAACUCUUACACUUCAUACUGAUGCUCAUAGUUUUGAUGUUCGUCAGAAUAUCAUUCGUGAAAAAGCUAUUUGA
Molecule: messenger RNA, 759 nt
Organism: Adineta ricciae
Lineage: Eukaryota; Metazoa; Rotifera; Eurotatoria; Adinetida; Adinetidae
Source: the annotation of a GenBank genome assembly